Rotaria socialis is the source of this 852-nucleotide messenger RNA. NCBI's taxonomy places the organism in Eukaryota, Metazoa, Rotifera, Eurotatoria, Philodinida, Philodinidae. The record is from the annotation of a GenBank genome assembly.
AUGCCACCAAAAGGGAAAAAAGCGAAGUCCGAAAAAAAGAAAAAAGAAAAAGAAGAAAUUCUUCGUCCAUCUGAAAAAGAAUCUAUACUCCAAGCAGAACUCGAUAAGAAAGUAGAAGAAUUAGCUGAUAUAAAAUUGCGUGUUCGCACCGCUCAACAAGAAAAUAAUUGGCUCAAUGAAGAAGCAAAUAAAGUUCGUGCGGAAACAGCUGAAUACGUGCAAUAUAUGUCGAAAAAGACAAAUAUUCGCCAAGCACAAAUUGUGACAUUAACUGAUUAUCAUCGACAAGAAAUAGAAGAAAUUAAUCAAGAUAAAGAAAAUAUGUUGAAAGAAUAUGAAAAAAAGAAAGAAGAAUUAAGAUCUCAAUUAUUGAAAAAGGAACAAAUAUUAGCACAAACAAAGCGUGAAUUGGAAACAAUGGAGGAAUAUAAAAAUAUUCAAGAACAACAAAAUAGUCAAAUAAAACGUUUACAAGAAGAAAUUAAUCGUAUGCGUGCUGAACAUGUACGCGAAAUAUCUAAUAUGAGAUUAACCUUUCAAAAAGAACUUCAACGGCAACGUUCAGAAGAAGACUCUAAAGUUCAAGAAAUUCGACGACAAGCUGAUCAAGAAGCUGAACAAUUUCUUUAUGAUCGAACUUUAAGUAUUCAAAGUGAAAAUCUUGAAUUACGAAAAUCAUUGCAAGGUAUACUGAAACGAAUACAGGCAUUAAAUGAAUCGAAUCAAAGUUUAGAAGAAGAACAAAUUAUUUUGAUUCGACAACUUAAAUUAGCUGCUGAUCUAAAACGCAUACGUUUAAAUAAAGUUGUGUUACCUAUUGGUUUGAAUUCAAUGAAAUCAAGUCCUCAUUAA